UCUGAGCCCGGAGUCCCGCCUCCGCCCUCUCUGGAAGAGAUGGUCAGACAUUUUGCAAACGCCUUGAAGGAUGGAAUUAGCAGAGAGCUCUUGAAACUGCCUCUGGAGAUGGAAACCAGCGGAAUUCUCGAAAAGAAGAGGGAUAUUAAAAAGAAGGAUGCAUGUAUUGAUUUCCAAGCGCAGUCUGUCCAUGUUAGUCUUGCACGUGCUUGACUCCAGUCAGCCACCGUAGGCCCCGCCACCGGCGGUGCACUUUCCGUCGAUCCGGUAGCUUCGCGCUUGCUCACGAACUUGCCUGCCUGGCUGGCGCACCCAGCCCCUCCUUCCAUUCCGUCUUCCCCCUCCGCAGCCUCUGCCAGCCGGUACUGCGCAUGCUUUCUGACGCCCACUUUGGUCCAGCGUGGGAGGAGGGGAUGGAAAUGAGGUUGGGCCGAGCAGCUCGCGCGCGUUCCCUUCCCUGCCCUCCCCCGACGCCGGACGCGCGCCGGGCGGUGCAGCUUCGCGGGUCCGAGGGCAGUGCAGCAGCAGCGGCUGCGGCCGUGGCCGCGGCGGGAGGAGCCCGAAGCCCCGCCCCGGGGGAGGGGCCGUCCUGCAGGUCCCCCCUCUAUCCUCCACGGCCCCAUCCAAGCCAGGGAUGAAAUUUAACGGCAAGAAGGACGCAGUUGACGCGGCGUCAAUGAACUAAGUCAAAAGCCGGGCCCUCCAACCCUAUCCCCAUCAGCAUGGUAAUCACCGCCGUCACCCCCCACCCCGCGCCCUGCCCCUAGGUUCCUGUGCCAGCAAGAUGCUGGAGCGAGGCGCGGAGUCCGCGGCCGGGGCCACCGAUCCUAGUCCCACUGGCAAGGAACCGGUAACCAAAGAAGCUCCCCACCAGGGCCCACUGCAGAAGCCCAGCCAGUCAGCUCCAGGGCCCACCGCGUCCGCGAGCACGCCUCCCCGGCCUCGCCGGCGGCCCCCGCCCCAGCGCCCGCACCGCUGUCCCGACUGUGACAAGGCCUUCUCGUACCCAUCCAAACUGGCCACGCACCGCUUAGCACACGGCGGCGCCCGACCCCACCCAUGCCCAGACUGCCCCAAGGCCUUCUCCUACCCCUCCAAACUGGCAGCCCACCGCCUCACGCACAGCGGCGCCCGCCCACACCCGUGCCCACACUGCCCGAAGGCCUUUGGCCACCGCUCCAAGCUGGCGGCUCACCUCUGGACCCACGCACCCACCCGCCCCUACCCGUGCCCCGACUGCCCCAAGUCCUUCUGCUACCCUUCCAAGCUGGCGGCCCACCGCCACACGCACCACGCCACCGAUGCCCGCCCCUAUCCUUGCCCGCAUUGCCCCAAGGCUUUCUCAUUUCCCUCCAAGCUGGCUGCCCAUCGCCUAUGUCACGACCCCCCAACCGCACCCGGCAGCCAGGCGACGGCCCGGCACCGAUGCUCCAGCUGCGGCCAGGCCUUUGGCCAGAGACGCUUACUGCUCCUUCAUCAACGCAGCCACCACCAGGUGGAGCACAAAGGGGAGAGAGACUGAGCCCUCCCUUGGCUCACUGUCCCCCUCUGCCGCCAGCCCUCGCCAGUAAGAGGUGGGAUUUCUAAAAUCGACUGUAUGAGCUCCCUCUUCCAGAUAGCUGGCAGAGGGCAAGGCAAGGGAUUGGCCAUUUAUACUGGGCUCGAACUCAGAAGCCCCAGGAACUCUUUGCUCCCCUGCUUUGGGGAGAUCUCAAACCAUGGAGGUGGAGCUGUGCUUUGACAGCCCUGGCUCUGCUUCUCCCCACACACUUACAUGGCAAAGGUAAAAAGUCUGCUACUAUCGUGGGUUGAUGAGGAUUGUGGGCAAACAGGCUCUCUUGUUGUUAAAAGUUUAAAUUGGUGUCUCCACUUUGGCCAUAUGACUGUAUCUAAGAAACGGAAAAUACAUGCUUGUCUCAAAUCUUCCACGUGUGGAAAUUUAUUCUAUAAACUCAUGUAUGUGAAAAAAGCAUAGUGUAUAAGGGUGUUCACCGCAAUGCGACUGUUGUGGCCAAAGACUGGAAGCAACUCAAGUGCCCAAGAACAGGGGACCGACUAUUGAAUUACAGCCACGGAAUGGA
Messenger RNA from Piliocolobus tephrosceles (Ugandan red Colobus), 2081 nucleotides. It is a transcript of the gene ZNF575, whose product is annotated as zinc finger protein 575. NCBI's taxonomy places the organism in Eukaryota, Metazoa, Chordata, Mammalia, Primates, Cercopithecidae. Gene Ontology annotation, biological process: regulation of transcription by RNA polymerase II. The transcript is spliced from 4 exons. Bases 785 to 1522 code for a protein of 245 amino acids. The record is from RefSeq and is a predicted model, not a curated record. Gene Ontology annotation, molecular function: RNA polymerase II cis-regulatory region sequence-specific DNA binding; DNA-binding transcription factor activity, RNA polymerase II-specific.